ACCUCGGCCUGCCUGGAUGACUGCAUGUCAUGUGAGCCUGCAGCAGAAAGACAGACCCAGAGACCGACAGACAGGCUAGGAGGCUAGCCUGGCUGGAGCUGUGUGGGUCCGACCGCAACACAGUGUCACAUACUGACACACACACACUGUCAUAUACACGACACACAGUCACACACACACACACGACACAGGAGUACCGUGCAUCUGCCAGACGCGGACACAGGAGAGGACAAUCGGAGCACUGAGUGAGCUGUGCCCCAGCUGCAUGCGUCCUAGCACAUGCAGGCAAUCAGCGGCUGCAGCCACCUAACCCAGCCUGGAGCCACCUAACCCAGCCUGGAGCCACCUAACCCAGCCUGGAGCCACCUAACCCAGCCUGGAGCCACCUAACCCAGCCUGGAGCCACCUAACCCAGCCUGGAGCCACCUAACCCAGCCAGGCAACAGCCAUGGACGCACUGGAGCAGGAAUACAAGUCACCGUUUGACUUUGAGCAGGGGGUGAAUAGCAGCUACCUCUAUCUGUCCCCCAGCUUCAAUGUAACACCACCGGGCUCACCGCACGUGACUGUCACAGCCAGAGGUGCUGUGAGACCAGACUCUAUCACAGAGGUAGGGGAGGAUGCAGUGAUGUCGGUGACCGUGCCCCCUUCCCUCCCCACCCUGACAGAGGAGGAACAGGAGGAACUACGAGAUGAACUGCUCAAGGUGGAGGAUGAGGUCGUGACUCUGUCUCAGGUGCUGGCAGCUAAGGAGAAGCAGGUGGCAGACCUCAAGAGGAAGCUGGGCAUCACUCCUCUCAACGAGCUCAAACAGAACAUCAGCAAGAGCUGGCAGGAGGUCACCACCUCUACUGCCUAUAAGAAGACGUCAGAGGGCCUGUCCGUAGCUGGUCAGAAGGCCACGGCAGCCUUCACCAGCGUGGGCUCGGCCAUCAGCAGGAAGUUUGAGGACGUCAGAUUGCAAUCUAUUUCCAAUGCUUUUGGCAUACGCUCCCUACAGCAUUCUGCUAGUAUGCCCGUGAUGAGGAACACACCCACCUUUAAGUCGUUUGAGGAGAAAGUCGAGACUUUAAAGGUAAAAGAUGAGAAGAGGAGUCAAGAUGAGCCCGACGGCAUCUCAGGGUGACUUUGGCGAUGUGUUGACCUCUACAGCGACCUCUGACCCUACUGUUCCCGUGGAGAAACGGCCAGAGGCCACGCCCAUCGCCACCCAGGAAGAACAGCCCCACUGAGACCAGCCUGACCUUUCACCCCUGACCCCUAGCCAGGCUGACAUUCACUAGAACCAUACCCUCUUUCCCCUUCUGUCUCCUCUUUCUGUUCUCUCACCUCCUCCCUUCUUCAGCUCCCUCUUUACAACCCUAUAGCACAAAACAACCAAAAAAGAAAAAUGUUUUUAAAUUUAAAAACAAUGAAAUUAUGACAAUAUUGUUGUGACACCGUAACACUUGUAUGUUUGUACGACUGUAUGUUUCUAUUCUAAUGUCCAUGGUUUAGGAACCUGCACAAGUAGAAGAUUAUACAUUACACUUGCUGUGACAUACAGUUUCUCAUUAAGUGAAGUUGUGAUGGCACAAAACCAAUUGGUUCACACAGGCCCAUAUAUUUCCAUAUCUUUGAGUAAUAACAGGCAUUUGUUUUUUUCUUUUCAUGUACUCCAGUCACUGUAAUACCCUAGGAUGUCAUUUCUAUUCCAACACUGAAGAGGCUGUCUCUGUCAUGUAUUACUAUCACCAAUAGCACCAGUAAUGUGGUAUAGAGCACAGCUGAGUAGAGUUAAUACCAGAUCUGUGUAGCUCACACACUCUCACAGCUUAACCAUAUGGGGUUGGUCUAAAUCUGACCUCUGAGCAGUUCAUAGUGCUUAACUCUGAUAUCAGAGAGGGUGGGCCAAUGCAUCCAGAUCAGUGUGUAAUGAUAGUCGCAAAUGCAUGAUUGGUUAUAAUGGUGUCGGCUGGCCUUGACCCUCAGGUCAGUGCAAUUUACAUCACUCAAAGCCUCACAGCAUGGUGGGCCAAAGUCCGUAUUGGGGCACUUGUCUCACUGGCUUCUCUCUGCUUGGUUUGCUGAAACACAGCAGGAUAGUUACUGGAUGCUGUGUACUUCUCUACUGUUGAAUGAUAUAUGAAUGGUAGUUGUUUUUGUUAGUGAUUUUCAUUGUUUACCUUUUCAUAAAGAUGUGCAAUUUUCCUUAAAUUGGAAAUAUACUAUUCUUGACCUAGACUAAUAACUAGAUUUCCCGUGUUGGUAUUUUAAUUUCUCUACCGUGUAUGUGGUAUGCUAAUCCAUUUUUUCCAUUGACUUUCUAUGAGGGGAUGUUUUUCUCUUCUGAACAUCUUGAGGUAUAAAAGAGUGAGAUGCAGAAUCCCGUUGAAAAUGUUUACUCUUGACCACACUAGGAUGAUACAUACAGUGCCUAUAGAAAAUCUACACAUCCUUGAACGUUUAUCACCAGAAGUCUUUCUAAGAGGUUAAGUGUUCCUGAGUGGUCUAGUCUGUCCAGAAUUAAAUCUGCUUAAAAAAAAAUCAGAGGCAAGGUUUAGAUAUCGCUGUCCAUCAGUGAUCCCCAACCAAAUUUACUGAGCCUGACAAAAAAACGAUGGAUAUAUGUUUCCCUAAGAGUUGUGCCAACUUGGUUGAACCUUAAUGAAAAUGAUUCACAGAUGUAAUUGCUGCCAAAGGUGCAUCCACCAAGUUUUAACUCAGGAUAGAGAGACUUAUCCAAUUUAUAUUUCAGUUAUUUGUAAUUUUUGGGGGUAAAAUGUUCUAACUUUCAUUCACGUUGAAAAUGUGGAGUAGGUUGUGUCGAUCUGUAGGAAAAACAUUUCAGGGGGAGUGUAGACUUUCUAUAGGCACUGUACGUACAUUUUAGGACACUAGUGAAUAUUUGGUUUAAAUGCCAAAUGCAAGUCCUCCCCUACUGGAAGACGACUGGCCAUAUCAUGGCAUGGAUUCAUUGUGGAAAUGAAAAGUCCUGGUUCCACCAUUAAGAAUACAUUAUGGCUAAUAAAAUGUCUUCCAGAGAGAAGUUACUGUAGAUCCUUUGUCCCCAUUUAGCCCAUCUGCUAGGGUGGUAGGCUGUUGACUUUUCUGUUUAGUCAUGACCUAUUUCACAGAUGUACCUCUCAGGAAAGGUGCUUUCCCACCUCUUCAUUGUGGGCAGAAAUGUUUGUCAGAAACUCUGUGAUCAAAAGUCUUCUGGUAAACUGCCAGAGAGUAGACCUUCAGCAGCCACCCUGGCACUGGUCUGGUCUGUAAUUGGAAUGCUGACGUCUAAAAAAAAUAAAAUAAAGAGUCAAACUGG
Messenger RNA from Salmo salar (Atlantic salmon), 3304 nucleotides. It is a transcript of the gene tpd52, whose product is annotated as tumor protein D52. Gene Ontology annotation, cellular component: cytoplasm. Gene Ontology annotation, biological process: B cell differentiation. The record is from RefSeq and is a predicted model, not a curated record. Lineage: Eukaryota; Metazoa; Chordata; Actinopteri; Salmoniformes; Salmonidae.